AAAUGGAAGCAUUUUCGUGAUCACAAUCUCAUCAUCGUUCUUUUGUGUGGCAUACAAUGAGAUAACACCAAUCCCCACCCCACACAAAAACCAGACACACCACCACCAUUCCACUCCUACACCACCACACUCACACCCCCAAAACAGCCCCUAUGGCCAACAUGAUCAUGGCCUCCUCCAAAACCUUAAUCCCCCCUCCCUCCCCCACCCCUACCUCUAAACCCAAAUUCCAAUUCCCCCAAAUCUCCUUCUCCAAAUUCCCCAAACCCCAAAUCCCCAAACUACCCCUCUCCUCCCUCGCCGCUGUCGCCGCCGCCUCCCUCGCCUCCGCUCCCCCCUCCCUCGCCGAAGAAUUCGAGAAGGCCGCCCUCUUCGACUUCGACCUCACCCUCCCCAUCAUCAUGGCCGAGUUCCUCUUCCUCAUGUUCGCCCUCGACAAGAUCUACUACAGCCCCCUGGGGAACUUCAUGGACGAAAGGGACGCGGAGAUCAAGGAGAAGCUUGCCAGCGUGAAGGACGCGUCGGAGGAGCUGAAGCAGCUGGAGGACCAGGCGACGGCGGUGAUGAGGGCCGCGAGGGCGGAGGUCGCGGCCGCGCUGAACAAGGCCCAGAAGGAGGCCCAGGAGGAGCUGGAGGUCAAGCUGGGCGAAGGGAAGGCGAAGGUGGAGAAGGAGCUGGAGGAGGCCCUGGUUAAGUUGGAGGCGCAGAAGGAGGAGACCAUUAAGGCUCUUGAUUCCCAGAUCAAGGCGCUCAGUGAGGAUAUUGUCAAGAAGGUCCUCCCUGUCUAAUCUCUCUCUCUCUCUCUCUCUCUCUCUCUCUCUCUCUAAUUGUUGUGUCUUAGUUCUGGUGUAAAAUGUUUUAUAGAUGGGCUGAUAUUGUGUUCUUGAGAUGCAUUCUUGUAAUCGAGAUUAAAUAAAUUGAAAAUACUACUUUGGAUGCUGCCA
Messenger RNA from Rhododendron vialii, 944 nucleotides. RefSeq names its product ATP synthase subunit b', chloroplastic. The record is from RefSeq and is a predicted model, not a curated record. Gene Ontology annotation, biological process: proton motive force-driven ATP synthesis. Gene Ontology annotation, molecular function: proton transmembrane transporter activity. Bases 153 to 788 code for a protein of 211 amino acids. NCBI's taxonomy places the organism in Eukaryota, Viridiplantae, Streptophyta, Magnoliopsida, Ericales, Ericaceae. The transcript has a single exon.